UUGCUGUUGCCGCCGCCGCCGCCGCCGCCGCCGCUGCUGCGGUGGUUGCUGGGUUUGGGUGAGACGAGGAGCUGUCGCGGACCCUGUAGAGUCAGUUUCUGUCGCUCUUUUUACCUGAGGAGUCUUCCUUCCUACGUCGAGCCCUGAAUCCCGUGCUGUCGACGGGGGAGUCCCCGCGGACACCUCGGCACGCAGUGGAGAUGCCUCUCUUUGCCACCAAUCCCUUCGAUCAGGAUGUUGAGAAAGCAACCAGCGAGAUGAAUACUGCUGAGGACUGGGGCCUCAUUUUGGAUAUCUGUGAUAAAGUUGGUCAGUCUCGCACUGGAUAAGGAAAAGAGAGGAUGUGUCUUACAAAAAGUUUUAAAAUACCAAAAUGGGGUUUUAAGAAGCUUUUUGAGAGAGAUGAGGAUUUGCCCACCCUUUAAACAGACCUAAGGAUUGUCUUCGGUCUAUUAUGAGAAGAGUGAACCACAAAGAUCCUCACGUUGCUAUGCAGGCUUUGACUCUUCUAGGAGCAUGUGUAUCAAACUGUGGCAAAAUUUUUCAUUUAGAAGUAUGUUCAAGAGAUUUUGCUAGUGAAGUAAGCAACGUAUUAAAUAAGGGUCAUCCUAAAGUAUGUGAAAAAUUAAAGGCUCUUAUGGUUGAAUGGACAGAUGAAUUUAAGAAUGACCCACAGCUUAGUCUAAUAUCAGCAAUGAUUAAGAAUCUUAAGGAGCAAGGAGUUGCGUUCCCAGCUAUUGGCUCUCAGGCUGCAGAACAAGCAAAAGCAAGCCCAGCUCUUGCAGCCAAGGAUCCUGGUACUGUGGCUAACAAAAAAGAAGAAGAAGAUUUAGCAAAAGCCAUUGAGUUGUCUCUCAAGGAACAAAGGCAGCAGUCAACCACGCUUUCCACUUUGUAUCCAAGCACAUCCAACCUCUUAACUAACCACCAACAUGAAGGCCGAAAAGUUCGUGCUAUAUAUGACUUUGAAGCUGCUGAAGAUAAUGAACUUACUUUUAAAGCUGGAGAAAUUAUUACAGUUCUUGAUGACAGUGAUCCUAACUGGUGGAAAGGUGAAACCCAUCAAGGCAUAGGGUUAUUUCCUUCUAAUUUUGUGACUGCAGAUCUCACUGCUGAACCAGAAAUGAUUAAAACAGAGAAGAAGACGGUACAAUUUAGUGAUGAUGUUCAGGUAGAGACAAUAGAACCAGAGCCGGAACCAGCCUUUAUUGAUGAAGAUAAAAUGGACCAGUUGCUACAGAUGUUGCAAAGUACAGACCCCAGUGACGAUCAGCCAGACCUCCCAGAACUACUUCAUCUUGAAGCAAUGUGUCACCAGAUGGGCCCUCUCAUUGAUGAAAAGCUGGAAGAUAUUGAUAGAAAACAUUCAGAACUCUCAGAACUUAAUGUGAAAGUGAUGGAGGCACUUUCCUUAUAUACCAAGUUAAUGAACGAAGAUCCGAUGUAUUCCAUGUAUGCAAAGUUACAGAAUCAGCCGUAUUAUAUGCAGUCGUCUGGUGUUUCUGGUUCUCAGGUGUAUGCAGGGCCUCCUCCAAGUGGUGCCUACCUGGUUGCAGGGAAUGCGCAGAUGAGCCACCUCCAGAGCUACAGUCUUCCCCCGGAGCAGCUGUCUUCUCUCAGCCAGGCAGUCGUCCCGCCGUCCGCAAACCCAGCCCUUCCUAGUCAGCAGACUCAGGCUGCUUACCCCAAUACAAUGGUGAGUUCCGUUCAAGGAAACACGUAUCCCAGCCAGGCGCCGGUAUAUAGUCCUCCUCCUACCGCUACUGUUGCUGCAGCAACUGCCGAUGUCACUCUGUACCAGAAUGCAGGACCUAGUAUGUCCCAGGUGCCAAACUAUAACUUAACCUCAUCAACCCUGCCUCAGCCUGGAGGCAGCCAACAGCCACCUCAGCCACAGCAACCGUAUUCUCAGAAGGCUCUGCUAUAGGACCCGGUGUUCCACUUGGUGGCAGAUGCCUGCUAAAUGCCACUGACAAUGUUAUGAGAUUCAUUACUCUCUUAAGAUGUGUUUAUCCUCAGCUUAUAGGAAUCUCUCCAGGUCAACAAGUUCAAAUAUUCAAGAAGGUAGAACUCUCUUCAAUUUACACUGACUUUUUUUAGAGGUUCUUCCCCCACCCCCAGAGGAAUGAAACUACUUACAACAUUUAAUUCCUUUCAUAAUAUGAAAGAAUUGAUACAAGGCUAUUUGUCUCGUAAACCUGGUCUGCAGAAAGUCAAACUUACGAAAACUGUUGUGGCAAAUGUUAUGUACAUAUAUUGAUAUGUAACUGCAUUAGUGGCCAUUUUGAAUCACAGUGGUGAUCAUGUGAAUAUAUUUAACACUGUGUUAAAUUAAUUUACAUUGCUAUUUUAUUUUAAUCAUAAACAGCUACCAUGUUUCUUAAUGUUUUGUGUAAAUUUAAGGUAAUUAUACUAUCCUUUUAAACUGCAAGAAAACAAAGUUGUAGCGUAUUUACCUGAAGGCGCAUUAUGUUGUCAUGUGUUUCAGUUUCACAUUAAACUGAACCUUUUACUAAUUGUGAGCUAAAGAUACAUAUAUAAAUACACAUGUCUUUCUGUAGCCUCUGCAUACUACUAGCUGUCAUCACACCAGCGUACAGUAGCUAAAUUUUUGGUGCAAUUAUAGCAAAUGAUAAUGUUCCCUUUUGAACUUUUACAUUUUGGCAUGACAUUUCAGAAUACUGUGAGACCAUGAGACAAAAUUGAGAACGAUCACAUUCUUUAUUUCUUAUUUUUAAAGAAAUGAUGUUGGUUUACCUUUUCCUAGUUGAAGAUAGUAAUUAGGUUUCUAAGCUGUAUACUGUGUUUAUUGGUGGCAGUGACACCAAAGAUAGAGGCAAUGGAUAGAAAUUUUUAAACUGGAAAGAAAACCUGAAUUACACUACAUUUUUGAAGUCUCUUGUAAUUAUUUGGGAUAUCAACAAAAUUUGAUUCAUCUGUCUAAUGCCAUUGCUAGUCUUUUAAAUAUGUCUUUUAACACAUUGUAUCCUCUAAUUCUUCAUUAAAAUGGAAAUAAGUAGAUGUUUCAAAGUAA
This is a messenger RNA of Rhinopithecus roxellana (golden snub-nosed monkey), 3034 nucleotides long. It is a transcript of the gene STAM, whose product is annotated as signal transducing adaptor molecule. Gene Ontology annotation, biological process: protein transport to vacuole involved in ubiquitin-dependent protein catabolic process via the multivesicular body sorting pathway. NCBI's taxonomy places the organism in Eukaryota, Metazoa, Chordata, Mammalia, Primates, Cercopithecidae. Gene Ontology annotation, cellular component: ESCRT-0 complex. The coding region runs from base 455 to 1927 and encodes 490 amino acids. Gene Ontology annotation, molecular function: ubiquitin binding; phosphatidylinositol binding. The transcript is spliced from 15 exons. The record is from RefSeq and is a predicted model, not a curated record.